AUGAUUGCCGCUAGAAAUCUCGUUGCGCCCGCCCGCCAGUGUCUGCGGACACCACGUGUGGCCCCCAGCCUUGCGUCGCCUUUCACCCAGCUGCGUGGAUAUGCCUCUGCUGCCGAUGAGCGUGUCGCUAAGUUCAAGGGACAGAAGGGCGCUGAUGGAAAAUACACCGUGACUCUGAUCGAGGGUGAUGGUAUCGGUCCCGAAAUCUCCCAGUCCGUCAAGGACAUCUUCUCUGCCGCCAACGCGCCCAUCAAGUGGGAGCCCGUCGAUGUCACUCCCAUUCUGAAGGACGGAAAGACCGCCAUUCCCGACGAUGCCAUUGAGAGCGUCAGACGCAACUACGUCGCCCUGAAGGGUCCCCUCGCCACCCCCGUCGGAAAGGGACAUGUUUCUCUGAACCUCACUCUCCGUCGUACCUUCAACCUCUUCGCCAACGUCCGUCCCUGCCGCUCCAUCGCUGGCUACAAGACCCCCUACGAUAAUGUCGACACCGUCCUGAUCCGUGAGAACACCGAGGGUGAAUACUCCGGCAUUGAGCACGUCGUUGUCGAUGGCGUCGUCCAGAGCAUCAAGCUUAUCACCAAGGAGGCCUCCGAGCGCGUCCUCCGCUUCGCUUUCCAGUAUGCCCGUUCCAUCAACAAGAAGAAGGUCCGUGUUGUGCACAAGGCCACCAUCAUGAAGAUGUCCGACGGUCUUUUCCUCAACACCGCCCGCGAGAUCGCCAAGGACUUCCCCGAUGUGGAAUUCGACGCUGAGCUGCUGGACAACUCCUGCCUGAAGAUUGUCACCGACCCCACCCCCUACAACGACAAGGUGCUCGUCAUGCCCAACCUGUAUGGUGACAUUCUGUCCGACAUGUGCGCCGGUCUGAUCGGUGGUCUCGGUCUUACUCCCUCCGGUAACAUUGGUGACGAGUGCUCGAUCUUCGAGGCUGUCCACGGUUCCGCCCCUGACAUCGCCGGCAAGGGUCUUGCCAACCCUACUGCCCUUCUCCUCAGCAGUAUCAUGAUGCUGCAGCACAUGGGUCUCCAUGAGCACGCUGGUCGUAUCCAGAAGGCUAUCUUCGACACUCUCGCCGAAGGAAAGGCCCUUACCGGUGACCUGGGUGGCAAGGCUAAGACCUCCGAGUACGCUGAGGCCAUCAUGAAGAAGCUGUAA
Messenger RNA from Aspergillus terreus NIH2624, 1158 nucleotides. RefSeq names its product isocitrate dehydrogenase (NAD(+)) IDH2. NCBI's taxonomy places the organism in Eukaryota, Fungi, Ascomycota, Eurotiomycetes, Eurotiales, Aspergillaceae. Gene Ontology annotation, cellular component: mitochondrion. The record is from RefSeq and is a predicted model, not a curated record. Gene Ontology annotation, biological process: tricarboxylic acid cycle; isocitrate metabolic process. The coding region runs from base 1 to 1158 and encodes 385 amino acids. Gene Ontology annotation, molecular function: isocitrate dehydrogenase (NAD+) activity; NAD binding; magnesium ion binding. The transcript has 6 exons.